This is a messenger RNA of Melopsittacus undulatus (budgerigar), 2037 nucleotides long. It is a transcript of the gene RNF214, whose product is annotated as ring finger protein 214. Bases 1 to 1848 code for a protein of 615 amino acids. NCBI's taxonomy places the organism in Eukaryota, Metazoa, Chordata, Aves, Psittaciformes, Psittaculidae. The transcript has 15 exons. The record is from RefSeq and is a predicted model, not a curated record. Gene Ontology annotation, molecular function: ubiquitin-protein transferase activity.
AUGGCGCUGGAGCAGGCGCCCACCGACGGCCCCGGCGCCGCGCCCGCCCCACCGCGGCUGUGCGAGCCCGGCCCCACCGCUCCGCCCCACAGCGGCAGCGCCCUCGCCGCCCCCGACAGCCCCGGGCGGGCGGCGGAGCCGGAGCUGCUGGCGGCCGGCGGUGAGGACGAGCCCGAGCCCGAAACCGGCGGCGAGGAGGAGGCCGAGCCUGAGGCCGGCGGCGCGGAGGAGGAGCCCGGCCCCGAGGCCGCCCCGGCCAGGCCGUCGCAGAACAUCGCGGUGCAGACCGACUUCAAGGCGGCCGACAUGGAUGUGAACACGGAUCAGGACAUAGAGAAGAACCUGGACAAGAUGAUGUCCGAGAGGGCAUUGCUGAAGGAGCGCUACCAGGAGGUGCUGGACAAACAGAGGCAAGUGGAGAACCAGCUGCAGGUCCAGCUUAAGCAGCUCCAGCAGCGGAGGGAGGAGGAGAUGAAGAACCACCAGGAGAUCCUGAGGGCGAUUCAAGACGUUACAAUCAAGAGAGAAGAGACAAAGAAGAAGAUGGAGAAAGAGAAGAAAGAAUUCCUGCAGAAAGAGCAGGAUCUGAAGGCAGAAAUUGAGAAGCUCUGUGAGAAAGGCAGAAGGUUGCUGAAGGAGCAGGAGGAGAAGGAGAACAAGAUUGCGUCGCUGAUUGCUGAGCAGUCCGAUGAGAAGCAGCUGUGGGAGAUGGAGCUGGAUAAGCUGAAGAACCAGCACAAUGAGAUCAACAGGAACAUUCUUGAGGAGACAGAACGGGCCUGGAAGGCAGAGAUCCUGUCUCUGGAGAGCCGGAAGGAGCUGCUGGUGCUGAAACUAGAAGAGGCAGAAAAAGAAGCAGAGCUGCACCUCACCUACCUCAAGUCUGCUCCACCCACGCUGGAGACCAUGAGGCCGAAGCAGGAGUGGGAGCUGAGGCUCAACAGGAUACGAAUGACCAAGGAAAGCGUCCGAGAUCAGUUCAACGACCACAUUCAGAUGGUGAGGAACGGAACCAAGCUGAGCAGUCUCCCACAGAUCCCCACGCCAACGCUGCCCCCUCCGCCCUCAGAGACAGAUUUCAUGCUGACGGCAUUCCAGCCCAACCCCUCCCUUACACCCAGGCUCCCAUUCCCCAUUGGACCGGUCCCCGUGCCCAUGGUCAUGCCGAGCGCCGAUCCCCGGGCGCUCUCCUUCCCCCUCCUGAACCCUGCCAUCUCCAGGCCCAACCAGCCCUCCCCUCCGCUGCCCACGUCCCAGGGCAGGAACAGCCCCGUGGUGGCCUCGCUGAUGGGCACACACAGCCCUCACGUGGCCCCUGCCGCCUCCAUCCCACCUCCACCGGGGCUGGCAGGCGUCGCUCCCGAGUUCCACCGCCUGCAGCCGGCCGACAAGCUGGACAAGCUCCUGGACAAGCUGCUGACUCGGUUCCCACAGUGCAACAAGGCCCAGCUCACCAACAUCCUGCAGCAGAUCAAGACUGCCCGGAGGACCAUGGCAGGUCUGACCAUGGAGGAGCUGAACCAGCUCGUGGCAGCCAAGCUGGCAGAGCAGCAGGAGCGGGCAGCGGCCGGGGCUCAGCCUCUCAGCCGGAUCAGGGCACCCAUGUUCUCUGCCCCCCUGCCCCAGAUCAGCACACCCAUGUUCCUGCCCCCGGCCCAGGUGACUUACCACGGAACAGCGGCACACACCCCGGCUGCCUGCAAGCUGUGUCUCAUGUGCCAGAAGCUGGUGCAGCCUGGUGACCUUCACCCCAUGGCCUGCUCGCACGUGCUGCACAAGGAGUGCAUCAAGUUCUGGGCCCAAACCAACACGAACGACACUUGCCCCUUCUGCCCAAGCCUCAAAUGACGCUACUGGAAGAGAGUGGUCCCACGGGAGGAGUUGCUGUGAAUAGACGGGAUCAGUUCUAAGAUUUCUACAGUUCUAUAUUUAUACGGCCAUGUAUACACAUGUACAUUUUUAUUAUAUAGGUAAUGUGUGUAUAGAAAGUCUGUAUACAUACAAAUUCAUAAAUAAAGUGUGUAUAUUAUGCAGUGA